AAAAAUAAAAAUUACAAAAUCCGAGUACGACCCGGGUACCUGGAUUUCUGGGUUUCAAAAAUCCGGAUUAUUCUGGGUACCGGCCCGGGUUUGACACAAUUUCAUUAUUGUUUUCAAAAUUUUUGAAAUAUAUGAGAGUUUAAAUUCUUGUUUUUAAGCACAAUUUUAUUCAUAUUUGCUCAGAUCAAAUCAAGAUUUGAACCCGAGACUCAGACAGCGGCCACAACAUCGUACUACAACCGUAUGGCAGCCAUAGUUUGUUUAACUAACGAGACCCAGUUGGUUCAAGCAAUAUGCGCAAUUGUAGUAAAGGGUUAUUGGAAUAACCUCUUAAAACCCAAGAUUAGUUCCACUCUCACUUCAACCGCCACCCACCAGGUACUCCUGCAGCUCUCCUUUUAUAGUUAUGGUCCUUCCCUUCUUUCUUGGGCAUUUUUCAAGUGGGUUGAAUCGGUUCCCAACUAUAAGCACUCUUUGCAAUGUUCAUGGACUAUGAUUCACAUCCUCACUAAGCACAAGCACUUCAAAACUGCACAAGACUUGCUUGAGAAAAUUGUGCGCAAGGAUUUUCUGUCGUCGCCAUCAGUUUUGAAUGCUCUAGUGAGAGAUUACGAUGACCUGCAUGCGAAUUCGCAGGUUUUGAGCUGGCUUGUGAUAUCUUACAGCAGGUCGAAGAUGACCCAGGAUGCAAUACAAGUUUUUGAGCACAUGAGGGCACAUAGGUUUCAGCCUCAUUUGCAUGCUUGUACCGUGCUUUUGAACUGUUUGGUUAAGGAUAGGAUGACUGAUAUGGUUUGGAAAGUUUAUAAGAAGAUGCUUCGGAUGGGGGUUGUUCCCAAUAUGCACAUUUAUAAUGUGUUAAUUCAUGCUUGUUGCAAGUCUGGGGAUGUGGAGACUGCAGAAAAUUUGUUGAGUGAGAUGGAAUUGAAGUGUGUUUUUCCUGACAUUUAUACCUAUAAUACAUUGAUCUCGUUGUAUUGCAAGAGGAGUAUGCACUAUGAGGCUUUGGCUGUACAGGAUAGAAUGGAAAGAGGAGGAGUGAGUCCUGAUAUCGUAACUUUUAAUUCCCUCAUUUAUGGGUUGGCUAGGGAAGGUAGAAUGAGAGAGGCUGUAAGGCUUUUCCAUGACAUUAAAGAUGCUACUCCUAAUAAUGUGACAUACACUACAUUAAUUGAUGGGUAUCUCAGAGUAAAUGACCUUGAAGAAGCUUUAAGAUUGCGCAAGGUGAUGGAGGCUACAGGGUUGUACCCUGGAGUUGUUACAUAUAAUACAAUUCUCCGCAAGUUGUGUGAGGAUGGCAGGAUAAAUGCAAAUAAGCUCUUGAAUGAGAUGAGUGAGAGAAGAGUUGAACCAGACACUGUUACAUGUAACACACUGAUCAAUGCUUACUGCAAGAUAGGAGAUAUGAGGUCUGCAUUAAAAGUGAAGAACAAGAUGUUGGAGGGUGGACUAAAACUGGACCAGUUUACUUACAAAGCAUUGAUUCAUGGAUUUUGCAAAGUGCAGGAGAUGAACAGUGCUAAAGAGCUCUUGUUUUGCAUGCUUGAUGCAGGGUUUUCUCCAAGUUACUGCACCUACUCUUGGAUUGUAGACAGUUAUUGCAACCAAGAGAAUGAAGAUGCAGUGAUAAGACUCCUGGAUGAGCUGGUGAAAAGAGGUCUGUGUGUUGAUGUCUCAGUGUACAGGGCACUGAUAAGAAGGUUAUGCAGGAGAGAAAGGGUUGACUGUGCUGAAAAAAUAUUCGUUCUUAUGCAAGGGAAGGGUAUAUUGGGAGACAGUGUUGUAUACACUAGUCUGGCAUAUGCUUGCUUGAAAGCUGGGAAGGCAAACGUAGCUUCCAAAAUGUUGGACGAAAUGGCUAAAAGGAGGUUGAUGAUAACACUUAAGAUAUAUAAAUCUUUCAAUGCUUCUAGUGCUGGUGACAACAGCAUCUUACCUCUCUUUUGGAUCAUGUGGCUGAGAGAGGUUAAUGUCCAAAAAUAUUAUUAAAGAAUGCGGCAGAUGAGUGUAGCUUUGUGAAGGAACCUUGGAGGUGUUUAUGUAUUGAAGACAACUUUUUUUCAUCCCAGAAAAGAUGGUAACAGAAACCUCUUCGGUUCCAGCCUGUUGUAAUAUCUCUUGACUGGAUACCCUGAUAACUGGUCUCUAUAAUGUUUGCCAGCCAAGCAUCAUUGUGGAGAACCUAAUAUGAUGAAGGUUAUCAUUUUGGGAAUGCAAAUUCACUUGCCAUCCAGCUUUUCUAUGCUUCCUCAUCUCUUGAUGGCAGACACGUACUGGAGUUUAUUUCCAAAUUUCAACAGUAAUUUCUUCAUCAUUACAGAACCAUCUUAGGCCGACUCUCUUUGCCAUCAGUUUGAGCUCUUUAGUCAAGGAAGUAACCCCUUAUUCUUUAACGUUGCAGGCAAAGCUAGGCAAAACGUGAUUUUAGUAUUCUCCAAGUUGACAUGGAACACCAUCCAAUUCAGCUGUGAUAUCAACCUCAUUUUGGUAUUCUCUAAGUUGCCUCUUGGAUUGCUUUCUUACUGAAGGUGCUGCAAAUAAUGGCCAUUGCCAGUUCAGUAAUGAGGUGAUGGAGAAAAGGUUUGCUACCUCCUAAGAUGCAAGCAUCUUCCUCCUAGGGCACUGUAAAGGAAGAGGCAAGUGAGCUUAUGGAGAAUUUGGGAAAAUCUGGGUCCAAUCUAGAUCACAGGACAUGGGCUUCUUUCAUAGAGGGGCGCUGAGUAACUGGCGACCUUGAUAAGGCUUAUGGUUGUUUCCAAAAUAUGGUUGAAAAAGAGGGAGUCUCUUCUUCUGGUUAUGCAUUUAACAUUUUGAUAAAUUCGUGUUGCCAAAAGAAUAGGGCAAUAGAUGCAUGCAAGCAUCUGGUUGAUCUGGUCAGUGUAAAACGCUUAAAACCUUGGCAUGCUAAAUAUAAAGAGUUGAUAAGUAAGUUGCUGGUUCAGGGUGGGUUUAAAGAUGCUUUAAAUCUUUUGGGUUUGAUGAAAAAUCUAAGGUUUCCACCGUAGUGGAUCCAUUUAUCAAGUUUGUAUCAAAGUCGUGAACUGGUGAUGAUGCGAUUGUCUUUCUGAAGCAAAUGACUUCAAAGAGGUAUCCGGCAACAUCAUGUUUGAAGCCUUCUUCAAGGCUGGCAUACCGAAGCCGGAAAUUUCCUUUCCAAAUGCCCAGGUUUCAUGCACAACCAUGCAGAUGUCUUGAGUCUCUUCCAUUCCUCUCAGCCCAGAAAAAUGUGGCUGCUUAGGCAUUGUUGGGCUGUAUUUUGUGAUUUUAUCAUGUGAGAAUAAUGUAGCAUGGUAUUUCAUCAAGAAAUUUUGGUAUGAAUAUUUUCUUCUC
Juglans microcarpa x Juglans regia is the source of this 3330-nucleotide messenger RNA. RefSeq names its product pentatricopeptide repeat-containing protein At5g38730. Lineage: Eukaryota; Viridiplantae; Streptophyta; Magnoliopsida; Fagales; Juglandaceae. The record is from RefSeq and is a predicted model, not a curated record. Gene Ontology annotation, molecular function: protein binding.